AUGGGUGAAUGGAGCUUUCUCGGGGGACUCUUUGAUAACCUCCAAGCCCACUCGCCAAUGCUUGGUCGUUUCUGGCUCUUACUCAUGCUUGUCUUCAGGAUACUGAUCCUGGGAACUGUAGCCAGUGACCUGUUUGAGGAUGAGCAAGAGGAGUUUGCCUGCAACACCCUCCAGCCGGGCUGCAAACAGGUCUGCUACGACCAGGCCUUCCCUAUCUCCCAGUACAGAUUCUGGGUUUUUCACAUUGUCCUCAUCGCCACACCUUCACUGCUUUUUCUCAUGUAUGCAAUGCAUCACCAUAACAAGAGCAACAGCGGCUCCAAAUUCAGCCAGAUAUGCAGCCAGGACUACAGAGAAGACAUACGUUUCAGAAGGCUUUACCUUAUAAAUGUGGCUUUUCGCCUAGCGGCAGAAGUUGGCUUUCUAGUGGGCCAGUGGCUGCUCUACGGCUUCAAGGUGGAGGCCCAGUUCCCCUGCAGCCGCUUUCCUUGCCCCUACACAGUGGACUGCUUCACCUCCCGCCCUGCAGAGAAAACAGUCUUCCUCUGCUUCUACUUCAUUGUAGGGGUGAUAGCAGCAAUUUCCAGCUGUGCGGAGCUUCUCUACAGCUCCUUUAAGUGGUUUUGUUCAAGGAAACCCUUCGCACCAGAACACUCCUGCGUCUGCGAGAACCUCCACAACUUCAAGCAUGACAGAGUUGUGGCAGAGGAGAAACCCAGAGGAAGGACGGUGUCAGAGAACACAUCCAGCAGUGUGAGGCUGAAGGGAGGAUCGCUGAGGAGCAGCGCAAACAGGAAGGUCUCCAGCGUCGGCCACAAGCACAAGGGCGGCAGGUCUUUGGGCAGCAGGACACACGUGGUGUGA
Molecule: messenger RNA, 864 nt
Organism: Micropterus dolomieu (smallmouth bass)
Lineage: Eukaryota; Metazoa; Chordata; Actinopteri; Centrarchiformes; Centrarchidae
Product: gap junction delta-3 protein-like
Exons: 1
Coding region: 1-864 (287 amino acids)
Biological process (GO): cell communication
Cellular component (GO): connexin complex
Source: RefSeq, a predicted model, not a curated record